Messenger RNA from Lathyrus oleraceus (garden pea), 909 nucleotides. RefSeq lists its product as uncharacterized. Gene Ontology annotation, molecular function: nucleic acid binding. The transcript is spliced from 2 exons. Gene Ontology annotation, biological process: DNA integration. The coding region runs from base 1 to 909 and encodes 302 amino acids. NCBI's taxonomy places the organism in Eukaryota, Viridiplantae, Streptophyta, Magnoliopsida, Fabales, Fabaceae. The record is from RefSeq and is a predicted model, not a curated record.
AUGUAUCAAUAUUUGAGGAAAUUGUUUUGGUGGCCUGGUAAGAAGAAAGAGAUUGCGGAAUUUGUGUAUUCGUGUUUGAUUUGUCAGAAAUCGAAGAUUGAGCAUCAGAAGUCCUCUGGUUUGUUACAACCGUUAUCUAUUCCUGAAUGGAAAUGGGAUAGUAUUUCUAUGGAUUUUGUUUCUGGUUUACCUAGGACUCCGAGUAAUUGUGAAACUAUUUGGGUUAUUGUGGACAGGUUGACGAAAUCUGCUCACUUUAUUCCGAUUAGAAUGGAUUAUUCGAUGGAGAGGCUUGCAAAGCUGUAUAUUAAGAAAAUUGUCAGUUUGCAUGGUAUUCCGUCUAGCAUUGUGUUAGAUAGGGAUGCUAGGUUUACUUCGAGAUUUUGGGAAGGUUUGCAACGUGCUUUGGGUACAAAAGAGAAGAUGAAGGUUUCUCAGAUUCGUCAGAAGAGUUACCAUGACAAGAGAAGGAAAACGCUUGAGUUUGAGGUAGAUGAUCAUGUGUAUUUAAGAGUUACUCCGGUAACGGGUGUUGGUAGAGCAUUGAAGUCGUGUAAGUUGACACCAUGUUUUAUUGGUCCGUAUCAGAUUUCCGAGAAAGUAGGUGAUGUGGCUUAUCGGAUUACGUUGCCACCGUCACUUGCUAAUCUCGAUGAUGUGUUUCACGUGUCUCAAUUGAGGAGAUACAUUGCGGAUCCUUCGCAUGUUUUUGAAUUAGAUGAUGUUGAGGUUAGAGAUAAUUUGACCGUGGAGACAUUACCUAUGCGGAUAGAAGAUAAAGAGGUGAAACAACUUUGUGGUAAAGAGAUCGCUUUGGUGAAAGUCGUUUGGGGAGGACUGGCUGGUGGAGAUGUGACGUGGGAGCUUGAGAGUCAGAUGAGGGAUUCAUAUCCCGAGUUGUUUACUUGA